AUGAGACGUGUGCCCACCAAGAAAUAUAUCACCGGCCUCGAACGACGUGUUGAGGGUUUAGAAAAGCUCCUCAGACAGCUAUGUCCAGAAGACCAAACCUUCGAAGAAUGGCUCGAAUGGCUUGAUGGAGGUUCCGACUCGAAGACUCCCCGAGUCGGACAAUCUUCACUGGCUGCAACAACGAUCCCUGUAGAAAGAAUAACCAGGGGACUUCGAGCUGUUGGCAACGACAAUUAUACUCAUUUAGACGAUGAAAGUGAUGGGCUUGCAAAAGGUCCGAACAUAAUGAACCUGGGGACAAAUCGAUUCUUUGGCAUGUCCAGCGGCGAGGUUCUGGCCUAUAUAGCAUUGAAAACGAAGCACAUCCAGACCCAGUAUCUGAAACAGCCAGUUCUUCGCUACAAACGCGAGGAAUUUUGGACUCGUCUCCCGUGGGAACGAACACCGGAACCCUUAAUUUCAGCUCGCUAUAACUUCCCUGAACCCGACUUUGCCGCCGGCCUCGUGGAACUCUAUUUCGACAACGUUAAUUCUUACCUGCCUCUCCUGCAUGGGCCUUCCUUCCGGAGAUCCGUGCUCGCGGGCUUACAGCACAUCAACGACGAUUUUGCAGCAAUCUAUCUUCUUGUGUGCGCCGUAGGUUCGAAAUUCUCGACCGACUCGAGAGUCCUUCUGCCUGGCUUCGAUUCGUACCACUCUGCUGGCUGGAAAUGGUUCAACGAAACUCAAGCACUCAAGACAAGGUACCCUAUUCAACCGUGUUUGUAUGACCUACAAUUUUACUGUCUCAGCAUAAUAUUUUUGCAGUGCUCUUCUGCACCGCAACCAGUGUGGGCGAUGAUUGGCAUUGCUUUCCGUUUAGCUCAAGAAGUCGGUGCUCAUCGGCGGAAGACGCGACCAAACACAGUGGAAGGCGAGCUGUGGAAACGAGCCUUCUGGGUUCUUCUUAGCCUCGAUCGGACCAUAAGUGUCGCCCUGGGACGUCCAUGCGCCAUCCAAGAAGAAGACUACGAUCUAGAUACACCUAUCGAUUGCGACGAUGAAUACUGGGAAAAUCCAGAUCCACCGAAACGAUUCAAACAGCCGUCAGACAAGCCUUCCCUGAUUUUAGCGUUCAUUCUGCACCUUCAGCUGACUCGAAUCAUGGCGUAUUGUAUUCGGGGAAUCUAUUCGUUAAGUAAGAUGAACGCACAGCUAUGUUUGAAGGAUCAGCAGUGGAAGUCUCGGAUCGUGGCAGAACUAGACUCUAGUUUGAACAAGUGGUUCGCCUCCGUACCAGAGCAUCUACGAUGGGACCCCAACCGGGAGCAUGACAAAUUCUUCAGUCUCUCUGGGAUGCUUCAUGUUACCUACUACCACAUCCGCAUCUUGAUUCAUAUCCCUUUCAUCCCGCUGCCCAACCGCCCUUCGUCUCUGUCGCUUCCAUCCCUGGCUAUAUGCAAGAAUGCGGCUCGCGCAGGCUGCAGCGUGGCAUAUACCUGCCUCGAGAAGAAUGUGAUGCCGCCGCUUCCGAAUGUCCAGAUUGCCACCUACGUCUACGGUGUUGUGCUUCUUUUCGAUAUGUGGGGCCGAAGAAAACCUGGAAGUCCGCCGGAGUGGAACAAUGAUAUGGAGGACAUUUAUAGAUGCCUUCACAUCUUCAAGGCUGCUGAGGCGCGGUGGCAUCAUGCGGGCAAAGUGAGGGACGUCCUGUCUGAGCUUGCCUUCGUUGAUCUCCCAGCUCAAGGACAGGAGGCAUCCAACAGUACCAGCACUCCAGGACGGCGUUGGUCUCCUUCAGGUCCCUCAAGCUCCCUUUCUCAGACCAUACCCCAGACGCGGUCUCAAAACCCCAAUGGAGGAGCGUCCAUAAUGGACGGCCGGUGGUGUUAUUCUUGCGAGAAUGUCUUCAGCGGAGAAGAUGCAGUAGCGAGCGUUUCUGUCGCUCAAUCUUCCGGAGGCUUGCAGAGUUAUCCCGAUUCAAGACAAGCUCUACUUCCAUUUCCGAUAUCGUCCGCCAUCAACCUUGCAGGCGUUCAAGAACCGGGGUCAGAUAAUGUCUCGUCGCUCAAUUUCUGGUCUUUGUUCCAGGCGUCAUUAGCUUCAUUGUACCCACCGACUUCAAACGGGUCCAGCGUCAUGGCUUUUGCUCCUUUUACGAACUUUCCCGACGAGGUCGCAAUGGGGGAAUCCGGAUCCCUCGUAGUGGAAGAUGGGACUGUCACCCUAUCAUCGAACGAUGGCCAAUACUUCUACCAGAAGGAAGAACAGACGACCCAAGAGACACAGGAACAUCUAACACCUUUAAGGCAACACGGUUCAACUGACGAGGCAACGAGCGUCUGUCCGAACGUCCUUGCAACGAGCCUUGGGUUGGGAGAUUGGGAUCAAUAUCUUCAAGAUAUAGGAGAUUUGAUGCACAGUUAA
Cyclocybe aegerita is the source of this 2406-nucleotide messenger RNA. The record is from the annotation of a GenBank genome assembly. NCBI's taxonomy places the organism in Eukaryota, Fungi, Basidiomycota, Agaricomycetes, Agaricales, Hemipholiotaceae.